AUGGCAACAGCAGAAGCAGCUUCAUCUACCCUUGGGCCACGGUAUGCUCCAGAAGACCCUACUCUUCCCAAACCAUGGACGGGACUGAUCGAUGGAAGUACUGGUCUUUUAUAUUACUGGAAUCCUGAAACCAAUGUCACUCAGUAUGAAAAGCCCCCAUCUGUGCCACCGCCAAUGCCGCCCGGUCUGCCUCCUAAUGCUUCUAUGCCUAAGUUGGCCCAGAUACCCAUGGCACACUCCUCGCAACCAAAUGGUUUAGUGGCUCAAGCUGCACAACAAACUACUAUGCAAGCAUCACAGCAGCAAGGGCAACAAAUCAGCCAGUUGCAUCAACAAUAUGGACAAGUAACUGCACAACAGCAGGGUCCCCAUGUAGUGCAGGUUUCUAACCCGCAGGGUGCACCACAGCAAGGUUCACAAUUGGCACAGGCUAUGCAACAAACAGGGCAGUUGAGAUCAAUGCAGCAUCCAGGUCAGCAUAUGCUAUCCCACACAGGGCAGCAAAUGCCUCAACAAGGAGGUCAGCAGAUGCCCCAGCAGGUAGGACAGUAUAUUAUGCAGCACCAAAGCUCGCAGAUGCCACAACCACAAGGACAUCAGUAUGCAUAUCAGCAGCCAAUGCAGUACCUGACAUAUCAGCAAAAUGUGCUUCCACAAGGCCAACAAAGCUCGCAGCAGCAGGCCCAGCACAGUGCACAAGGGUUGCAAUUUUCUAAUCAACACGAAUAUAAGGCAGCAUUGCCUAAGAGAGAGGAAGUUGAGUUCCAGCAAGGAAAUCAAACUGGGUUUUCUCCAUCUCAGUUUCAACAGACUGGUGGAUCAUCCUCGCAAAACAUGUCUGCUGGAAGCAAUUCGGUUUCCAUGCCGCUUGCUGGUGUUCAUUUGGGUCAGGCUCAGCAGUUUGGUAGCUCUUCUGGUAAUAUUCAACAGCCUGCCUCCAUGGGUCAGAUGCAGCAAACUGGGACAGAUUUUCAUCAGCAGCAUGUUCCUAGGUUUCAAAAUCACAUGGCCCUGUCGGUGAUGCACAAUCAGCAGGCUAAUGUGCCCCCUGUUGGAUUGAAUGUGGGUUAUGAGAACAAUGCACGUGGUAGGUCUGGCAAUGAUCAUUAUAUUAAUCCUAAAAUGGAAGGGCCUGUGAUGAGUCCCCAUCAGCCUGAAUUCACAAUCAUGUCAAGGGAAAGAAAGCAGCAGGUACAUUCGUUGGUGCUCUCAUCUAAUGUUGGACCUGGUCAUGGUGGUGGAUUUAAUGCAGCUGGGCAUCUCAACCAUAAUAUGUAUAGUCAUACAACUGGUGGUCCACCCUUUCCAAACAAUGCAUUGAUGAGACCCCCUUUUAUCGAAGCUGGAGACAUUUCUAACCUCUCACCUGUUGAAGUUUACCGCCAGGAGCAUGAAGUUACAGCUACGGGUGACAAUGUUCCUGCUCCAUUCAUGACUUUUGAAGCCACUGCUUUCCCUCCAGAGAUCUUACGAGAUAUACAUUCUGCUGGCUUCUUAUCUCCAACACCAAUCCAGGCACAAACAUGGCCAAUUGCACUACAAAGUAGGGAUAUAGUAGCCAUUGCCAAAACUGGUUCUGGUAAAACAUUGGGUUACUUGAUUCCUGCCUUCAUUCUUCUUCGACAGCGUCGAAAUAAUGCUCAGAAUGGACCUACGGUCUUGGUCUUGGCGCCAACCAGGGAGCUUGCCACACAAAUACAAGAUGAGGUGACGAAAUUUGGUCGAUCUUCAAGGGUCUCUUGCACGUGCUUGUAUGGUGGGGCUCCUAAGGUCCCUCAGCUGAAAGAAUUAGAACGGGGAGCAGAUAUAGUUGUGGCAACACCUGGUCGACUUAAUGACAUUCUUGAAAUGAAAAAGAUUGACUUUAGGCAAGUUUCACUUCUUGUGCUUGAUGAGGCAGAUCGAAUGCUUGACAUGGGAUUUGAGCCCCAGAUCCGUAAGAUUGUGAAUGAAAUACCUCCACGAAGGCAAACACUUAUGUACACUGCAACCUGGCCGAAAGAAGUGAGGAAAAUAGCUAGUGAUCUUCUUGUUCAUCCUGUUCAGGUGAACAUUGGAAGUGUUGAUGAACUUGCUGCCAACAAGUCCAUCACGCAGUAUGUUGAAGUGGUCCCUCAAAUGGAAAAGGAUCGGCGCUUGGAGCAAAUCCUUAGAGCACAAGAGAGAGGUUCAAAGGUUAUCAUUUUUUGUUCUACAAAGAGAUUAUGUGACCAGCUUGCACGUAGUAUUGGACGGAACUUUGGAGCUGCUGCAAUCCAUGGAGACAAGUCUCAAGGCGAAAGAGACUGGGUUUUAAACCAAUUCCGGAGUGGAAAAUCUCCAAUUUUAGUUGCCACUGACGUUGCUGCACGCGGUCUUGAUAUCAAAGACAUAAGGGUUGUGAUCAACUAUGAUUUCCCCUCAGGGGUUGAGGACUAUGUCCACCGAAUUGGCAGAACUGGGAGGGCCGGUGCCACUGGUGUAUCAUACACCUUUUUCUCUGAGCAGGACUGGAAAUAUGCAGCUGAUCUGGUUAAAGUUCUGGAGGGAGCUAACCAGCAUGUGCCGUUGGAGGUGCGAGAGAUGGCUUUGCGUGGUGGGCCUGGCUUUGGGAAGGAUCGAGGUGGGUUGAACCGUUUUGAUGCAGGCAGGGGUGGUGGGCGUUGGGAUUCUGGUGGCCGUGGUGGGAUGAGAGAUGGUGGCUUUGGCGGUCGUGGUGGAAUGCGAGAUGGUGGCUUUGGUGGUCGUGGUGGCAUGAGGGAUAACAACUUUGGGGGGCGUGGUGGGAUGAGGGAUGGCAACUUUGGUGGUCGUGGUGGUGUUAGGGAGGGUCCCUUUGGUAGCCACGGUGGGAGAUAUGACUCCUUUUCUGGACGUGAAAACAGGGGAAGGGGAUUUGGUGGCUCUGGUGGUGGUCAUGUAGGUUGGGGUAGGAAUGAUCGUGGCCCAAAUGAUCGUCACAGCUACAUGGAUGGCCGUGGACGAGGUCGUGGAAGAUUCGAUGUUAGAAGGGAUAUGACUGAUAGGAGUAGGGGCAGAAGUUUCAGCCGAAGCCCUGAUAGGGGUCGGACAUGGGGUUCUAGUCGGAGUCGUAGUAGGAGCUGGAGCAGAAGUCGGAGUCGGAGUAGGUCCCGCAGCCGCAGCCCCCGCCGCAGCCGCAGCCUCCGACGCAGCCGCAGCUCCCAACGCAGCCACAGCCAUAGUCCUCGACGUGCCAGUAGCCACAGCCACAGCCCUCGAAGGAGCCCCAACUAUGAUAGAUUUGAAAUGCCUCGAGAAGGAAACAUUGAGGAGAAGGAUAUGACAGUUCCAGAAUUGAAGGCUUCAGAACAAGAAAUGUCUCCGAUGUCCCCAGGCACACAUGGUGAUGUACUUUCAGGAGCAGAGCUGCUGCCAGCCAUUGAGGGUGCGGAGCCAGUGCAACUGGAGGCUACUGGAGAUCCAGGGCUUCUGUCAGUUGCUGAAGCUUAA
Dovyalis caffra is the source of this 3450-nucleotide messenger RNA. The record is from the annotation of a GenBank genome assembly. Lineage: Eukaryota; Viridiplantae; Streptophyta; Magnoliopsida; Malpighiales; Salicaceae.